GAGACGUGUUAUAGUGUUAUACCGUAUAAACCGAUAGCUCUUUAAAAUAAUUUAACAAAAAGAUUACUUGUUAAAUGAUUUGGAUAUUACGUAAUAUCACAUAUGUUAUAAUGAAAUGUAUUUAAAUGGAUUGAAAUUAAAUUUAUUGGUAAUUAUAUUAAUUUAUUACAAAUACAAUCACUGUUAUGGUAUAAGCAGUCCAUUGACUAAACAUGAGAUCAAUAGCUAUAAGGCCAAAAUAGUGUCAAUGUUUUAUCAUUCAUAUGAAAGUUAUUUAAAGUAUGCCUCAAAUUAUGAUGAAUUGCAACCCAUUUCUUGUAAAGGGACGGACACUUGGGGUCAGUUCUCACUUUCUCUUAUCGAUGCUUUGGACACUUUAGCCGUUUUAGGCAAUUAUAGUGAGUUCCGUCGGGUGGCACAGUUGGUCAUCGAAACGGCCGAUUUUAAUACUAAUAUCAAUGUUUCUGUUUUUGAAACUAAUAUCAGAGUGAUAGGAGGUCUUCUGUCGGCUCAUUUACUUUCACAUAAGGCUGGUAUUAAAACAGAGAAAGGCUGGCCUUGUGAGGGACCACUUCUUAGACUAGCCGAAGAUGCCGCCCGACGUUUACUUCCCGCCUUUGAAAGUAAGACAGGAAUGCCUUACGGAACAGUCAAUCUUAGGUAUGGAGUUCCCGAAAACGAAACACCCAUUACAUGUACAGCAGGCGUUGGGACGUUUGUCUUAGAGUUUUGUACACUUUCUCGACUGACUGGUGAUCCCAUCUUUCAAAAUAAAGCCUUAAAAGCAAUCAAUGCCUUACAUAAAAGCCGAUCAAAGAUUGGUUUAGUUGGCAAUCAUAUUAAUAUAGAAGAUGGCAAAUGGACAGCAACUGAGAGUGGUAUCGGUGGAGGUGUUGACUCUUAUUAUGAAUAUCUUGUGAAAGGAGCUAUGCUUUUGCAAAUGCCUCAACUCAUGGAUAUAUUUUAUGAUAAUUAUCGAGCAAUCAAUAAAUAUAUUAAGAAAGAGGACUGGUAUGUAUGGGUCAGUAUGACUAGUGGUCAGCCAACUAUGCCUAUAUUUCAAUCGCUAGAAGCAUUUUGGCCAGGAGUACUUACAUUAAUUGGUGACUUGGAUCAGGCAAAGAAAUCCAUUUACAACUACCAUCAAGUGUGGAAACAGUAUGGUUUUACUCCAGAAUUUUAUGACAUUCCUAACUCUAAACUAAAUACAAAACGCGAUGGAUAUCCAUUACGACCGGAAUUUAUUGAAAGUGUUUUAUAUUUAUAUAAAGCCACAAAAGAUCCUCAUUUGCUUCAAAUCGGUGCCGAUGUUAUCGAUUCAAUAGACAAAUCAGCCAAAACUGAUUGCGGUUUUGCCACAAUUAAGAGCGUUAGCGACCAUACAAUUGAAGACAGAAUGGAAUCAUUCUUCUUAGCCGAAACACUGAAAUACUUAUAUCUUUUAUUUGAUGAAAACAAUUUUGUUCACAACCAGGGAUCCAAAGGAACAGUUAUUAAUGUUAAUGGCAAAGAAUGUAUUAUUGAUAGCGGAGGCUAUAUAUUCAAUACAGAGGCUCACCUCUUGGACACCGCAGCUGUUUAUUGUUGUUCUAAUCAAAAGACAACCGAAACAAAUAUUUUUAUGGAUUUUCAAAAUAAUUUAGAUCUUUAUUCAGCUUUAGAUCUAAACGAUAAACCAAUAAAUUCGUUGAAAAAUAUUAGAAAUAAUUAUAGAAAUGACAUCUUAAGAGAACAGUUUGCUCUUGAAUUUAGUAAUAUUAAUGACGAUAUAUCAAGUGAUUAUGUGAUAAUAAAUAGUGAUUCACACAAGUCAUCAAAAGAUUUAAAUAUGGGAUCAAAUGUUGUUUUAGAUGCAAAUUUAUCUCCAGAAUUAAAUGAAAAGAGUAGUUCAGAUUUGGAUCAAACUGAGUCUGAAGACACAUCAAUUGUUACUCAAGAGUCCAUCUAUUUUCAAGACGUAAAGUCAAUCAAAGUAAACCAAAUAGAAAACUCUUUGGACACCAAAACACAGUCAACGACAACAAUCUCUACAUCUGAUGAAGUAUCACCUGUUAACCCACUUUUGCCGACAUUAGAUUCAAGUCUUAAUUUAAUGAAUAUUCCUAAUGUAGUUAAAACUGAUUCCCAAAGUUUUAGUUCGACAAGUGAUGUCCAAACUUUAACUAAAAGUAUUUUAAAUGAUCAAACAGUUGACUCUAUAAGUGUCAAAGAGACCACUGAAACAUAUUCAUCGAAAGUCAGUAAAGCCAUUGAACCGACUAAUGCUUUAUAUGACCAAUACUUCCAAUCAAAGUCAUUAGUGGAUCAGCAGUUGUCUGAAGAGAUUAUGUCAGUGUUAAGCGAUAAUACAUUUAUCAAUGAAAAAUUGUCGCAACAGUUGUUGCAAGUGAUGGCUAAUACAUCCAUACUUGAUAUCUUAGUCAACUCAACAAACAUAAAUCCAUUGCCAACUAAUACAUCACCUAUUGAUGGAUUUAAUACAUCGCUAAUCAAUUAUGAACUAUUGUUGUGUCCAUCGCAACCAUUCCUCUCUCGUUUGUCAUAUUUCGGACAAAUGAUUAUUUAUAGCUAA
Molecule: messenger RNA, 2572 nt
Organism: Oppia nitens
Lineage: Eukaryota; Metazoa; Arthropoda; Arachnida; Sarcoptiformes; Oppiidae
Product: ER degradation-enhancing alpha-mannosidase-like protein 2
Exons: 7
Coding region: 116-2572 (818 amino acids)
Biological process (GO): endoplasmic reticulum mannose trimming; carbohydrate metabolic process; mannose trimming involved in glycoprotein ERAD pathway
Cellular component (GO): membrane; endoplasmic reticulum
Molecular function (GO): mannosyl-oligosaccharide 1,2-alpha-mannosidase activity; calcium ion binding
Source: RefSeq, a predicted model, not a curated record